GGCGAAGAGAAUCCUAAAUUGCCUUCAAUCUUAGCAAACCUACUUGACAUUCAGAAUCCGAUUCCGUGAGAAACUUGCCAUAAUUCCAUAGAAACGUUAGAGGAUUCUCACGGUUCUGAAAGUACUCUCGUUCCUUCUCUUCCAAAGCCAUAUAGAAUCGUCAGUCGUCACACAGAAUGUCACCGGGCGGCGAUGUUAGUUCGUCAACUCCGGCAUCGUUCAGGCGCCGCUGGGACGUGAUCCUGAGCUUCAGAAGUUCGGAUAAUUGUGGUUGCUUCACCGAACCCCUGUACAACGCUCUCCAAUCUAGCCGCGUUCGGGUUUUUCUCGACGACGUUGGAUUGGAUCGCGGUGACCAGAUGGCCCCGAGUCCGCAAGGAGCUAUCGAUGACUCGGCCGCUUCGAUCAUCAUCGUCUCUCCUAACUACGCUUCUUCUCAUUGGAGUCUGGAGAAGCUCGCUAAGAUUUGCGACUGUGGGAGACUGAUUUUGCCGGUGUUCUUCAACGUCGAUCCGCGUGAUGUCCGAAAACAAGGGGGUCCAUUCAAAGAUUCUUUUGAUGAUCACAAAGCCAAGAGGGCCGAAGAAGAGGUACUAAGGUGGAGGGAAGCUAUGAAGAAAGUCGGUGGAACUGCUGGUUGCGUUUUUCCGAAUCCCAGAGAAAAGGAAGAUGACCAAAUUCGAGUUCUAGUGAAGAGGGUUUUGAGAGAACUGAGUAAUACUCCGGUGGGUGUCGCUGAAUUUACCGUUGGACUCGAUGCUCGUAUUGAGAAAUUGUCGGAAUUGUUGGACUUGAGAUCCAACGGCAUAAGAGUGUUGGGAUUGUAUGGGAUGGGUGGGGUUGGUAAGACAACCCUUGCGAAGGCCCUUUUUAACAGGCUCGUUGUGCAUUUUGAGCAUCGCAGCUUCAUUUCAAGUGUUAGAGAAGCUUCAUCGAAAGACGGAGGUUUAAUUGCUUUAAGAAACAACAUUAGCAGAGAUAUUUCCUCUGAAGUAGUUGUUGGUUAUGAUAUUCGUGCUUUCAAAAGAAUAGUUGAUCAAUAUCGAGUUCUGAUAUUCCUGGAUGAUGUGGAUGAUGUGAAGCAACUCGAUACUCUAAUAGGAAAAAGAGAAUGGUUCCAUGAGGGAAGCCGUAUGGUAAUCACCUCAAGGGAUGCACGUGCUUUGCCUGAGACUCAUGUUAAUGUCCUCUAUGAGGUUAAGGUAUUGGAUGACUCUUAUUCAUUUGAACUAUUCUGUUACCAUGCAAUGAGAAGAAAUGAACCUGCAGACAAAACUCUUUUGAAGUUGUCGAAGGAAAUAGUGUCUCUGACGGGAGGGUUGCCUUUGGCUCUGGAAGUGUUUGGUUCAAUGUUGUUUGGGAAGAGAAAGGAAGGGGAAUGGGUUGAUGUUGUGAAGAAGCUGAAGCUGACUCAACCUGGGAACGUACAUAAUGUGUUGAGGAUCAGUUAUGAGGGGUUAAAUGAACAAGAGAAAUGCAUCUUCCUUGACAUUGCUUGUCUGUUCGUUCAGAUGAGGAUGAAGCGAGAAGAUGUGAUUGAUGUACUGAGAGGUUGUAGAUUUAAUGGAGAGGAAGCAAUCAAAGUUCUUUCAAAAAAAUGUCUGAUCAAAAUCAGAGAGAACGAAACAAUUUGGAUGCAUGAUCAAAUUAGAGACAUGGGAAGGCAAAUUGUUGAACGGGAAAACCGUGUUGAUCCUGGAAUGCGUAGUAGAUUGUGGGAUCGAUCUGAAAUUCUAAAUGUCUUGAGGAAUUUGAAAGGAACAAUCAGUAUUCAUGGGAUGGUUCUAGACUUCGAGAAAGGAGCUGCUAAAUAUAAUAAAGGUGAUGAAGCAAGUGUUGGGGAAAACCUUCGAUGUGGUUCCAGUUUUGCAAAUGCCGUGAGAUUCCUUAAACAGAUGCAAUAUUUUCAACGGGUCGAGAGAGACAUGGAGGCUGGAGUGCUUCACACGAAGGCCUUUAAAUCAAUGGCGAAGUUGAUGCUGCUUCAGAUCAAUAAUUUGAGACUGGAAGGGAAGUUUAAAUCUUUCCCUGCAGAAUUGAGGUGGCUACAAUGGCAAGGAUGUCCUUUAAAAUGCUUGCCUUCUGAUUUUUGGCCCCGAGAAUUGGCUGUCCUUGAUCUCAGACACAGCUAUAUUGAAAAUUUGUGGGAUCGGAAAGGCUCCAAGGCACCAGAGAAUAUAAUGGUCAUGAACCUUUCCGACUGCUACCACCUGGAGGCUCUCCCUGAUCUUUCUGGCUGCCGAGGUUUAGAGAAGAUUGUUCUAGUGAACUGUAUUAAACUACGUAGGAUUAACGAAUCAAUUGGCAAUCUGAUCACACUUCGUCAUUUGAAUCUGACACUUUGCAAAGAACUUACUAGGUUACCCGAUGAUAUAUCUGCGUUGGAAAAUCUAGAGAGCCUCUGUCUCUCUGGCUGCUUGAAGUUGAAAUCGUUACCAAUAAACAUGGCCAACUUGAAAUCACUAAGAAAACUCCUUGCUGAUGGCACGGGUAUAGAGGAGCUCCCCCAAACUAUUCUUCGUCUUGAUAAACUUGAAAUUUUUAUCUUAAAUGGUUGCCAAAACUUAAAAAGACUACCUGACAACAUCGGACUUUUGUGUUCUCUGCAAGAAUUGUCUCUCAUCAAAUCUGGAUUAGAAGAACUACCCAAUUCUGUCGGGCAUUUGAAAAAUCUUGAGAAGCUUGGUUUGAUGCAUUGCAAAUCUCUCACUGAGAUUCCUGAUUCUAUUGGAGAUCUCGUGUCCCUUCCAAAGCUUCAGCUUUAUGGUAGUGCUAUUAAAGAGCUUCCUUCUUCGAUUGGAUCAUUGUCUCAUCUGAAAGAACUCUCAGUAGGAGAUUGUAAGUAUCUGAAUAAAUUGCCUGAGUCCAUUAAGUCUCUGGUUUUGAUUGUUGAGCUUCAGUUAGAUGGGGCGCCGAUCACAGAUUUGCCAGAUGAGAUUGGAAAUAUGACAUUGCUUAAAAAGCUUAAAAUGAGGAAUUCCCAGAUGAGAUAUCUACCCAAAUCGAUUGGCAACCUCACAGCUCUUACAACCUGGGACCUCUUCAACGGCAACAUUGUAGAACUGCCAGAGUCCGUUGGAAGGCUUGAGAACCUAGAGUAUUUAAGGUUGGACCAAUGCACAAUGCUUAGAAAUCUUCCGCAUUCUAUAGGACAUUUGAAGUCCUUGUAUGAUCUUCGGAUGCCGGAAACAGGUCUUACAGAAUUACCUGAAAGUUUUGGUAUGCUUACCAGCUUACAAACGUUGAAAAUGGCCAAUAAGUCUGAAAAUAACUUGCUUCAAGAUUCUUCUGUAAUCUCAUCUUUUUUCUGCAAUAUGAUGUUCCUGAAUUAUCUGGACGCUCGUUGUUGGAGAAUAUCCGGAAAAAUUCCUGAUGAUUUUGAGAACUUGUCAUCUUUGGAGACCUUAAAUCUAAGCCAAAACAAAUUUCACAGCCUUCCUUCCAGUUUGGCAGGCCUUUCGAUUCUCAAGAAGCUCUCUCUUCAAAACUGCAUCGAGCUGGUUUCUCUCCCCGCUCUUCCCUCAAGCUUGAUAGAGCUGAAUGCUGCAAACUGUUGUACCUUACAAAGCAUUCAUGACCUUUCAAAUUUAACAAAUUUGCAGGAUCUAAACUUCACCAAUUGUGAAAAGUUGGUAGACAUUCCUGGCCUUGAACGGUUAGGGUCUUUGAGGAAAUUGUUCUUUGGUGGAUGCGUUACAUGCUCCUACACUAUCCGCAAGAGACUUUCCAAGGUUGCGCUGAGGAAUUUAAGGAACUUGAGCAUGCCGGCUACAAGAUUACCCCCGUGGUUUUCAGGACAAACUCUAAGCUUUUCGAAGCCCAAGAACCGUGAAAUAACUGGUGUAAUUAUAGGUAUCAUUCUUUCAAUCAAUCAUGAUAUACCUAGUGAACGACAUCGUGUUCCUGGAGUAGUUGAUAUCAAAGCAAAUAUCCUCAAACGUGGAAUGAAUGUAUAUAGUUCAGUAUUGGACUUGCGUGGAUUGCCGAGAACAAAUGAAGAACACAUACACCUUUGCAGGUACCCUGAUUAUUCUCGACUCAUGUCUAUAUUGCGACACGGUGACACAAUUUGUGUGACACUGAGAGACCCACCUAUGGAUAAGGGGUUAGAGCUGAAAAAAUGUGGGAUUCAUUUGAUCUUUGAAGGGGAUGAUGACUAUGGUGGAGAUGAAGAAUCUGUCGAGCGAAGUUUGCAAUCUGUGUCAGAAAAAUUGGCCAAAUUUUUCAACACUCGCGAAGAAGAUAGUUCCAAAGAUGAUGGAAUUAAGAGUGAAGAUGAUGACAAUGAGUGCCAAAAUGAAUUAGACACUCAAAGGGGAAGAUAGGAUAUCAUCAUCUAAUUCCACUAAAUCCAAUUUUCUCUCUUCUGUUUGCUGGUUUUCUUGCUGAGCUGGUUGGUAGUAAAUUUGUCUUCGUAUGUGAUUUAUAGGAGAUUGCUGGCUUUCAGAAUCUGAAAACCAUUUCAUAUAGGAUAUAAAAUGGCACUAUCAGAUUAUCCCAAAA
Messenger RNA from Neltuma alba, 4503 nucleotides. RefSeq names its product TMV resistance protein N. The coding region runs from base 177 to 4325 and encodes 1382 amino acids. Gene Ontology annotation, biological process: defense response; signal transduction. Gene Ontology annotation, molecular function: protein binding; ADP binding. The record is from RefSeq and is a predicted model, not a curated record. The transcript has 5 exons. NCBI's taxonomy places the organism in Eukaryota, Viridiplantae, Streptophyta, Magnoliopsida, Fabales, Fabaceae.